UGCUGCCUUGGAGGCGAAAGAACUGCUGGCCGUCAGCCCUCCUCUGGUUGCGCCGAGCAUCCUGGGAGGUGUGGUCCGGGGGCAGUACUCUGGGUAAUGUAGUCCCGGGCCUUGCAGUAGUAGCUCUCCAGCUGGUGUCGGGACUGACCCCUUGUUCUUUGAUGGCGCUGGCACACAUGGCAUUCAGAGAUGUGGCUGUGGAUUUCACCCAAGAGGAGUGGGUGCUGCUGAGCCCUGCUCAGAGGUCCCUGUAUAAAGAGGUGAUGCUGGAGAACUACAGCAACCUGUUGUCACUGGGAAUUCCAUUUUCUAAACCCCAACUCAUUACCCAACUGGAACAAGGGAAUGAAACCUGGAGAGAGGAGAGAAAAUGCCCACCUGCCACCUGUCCAGCAGAACCAAAGCCAGAACUCCACCUCUGUCCUUUCUGCCCUCCAGAUUUCUCCAGUCAGAAGUUCAACAUGCAGCAUGUGCUUUGCAGCCACCCGCCCUGGUUCUUCACGUGUUUCUGCGCAGACAGUCAUGUCCAGACAGGGGGUUCAUGCCCAGGAGACCAGAAGCAGCAGCCAUGUGUUUCUGAUCAGAGUUCCUGGAGUGAUAAGGCAGAGGGUGAAGAGAGAGAAGGUGCCAUGCUUUUGUUUGAAAAGGCAAAGAAAAGGACUUUAGGAGCAUUCUCCAGGCCACCCCAAAGGCAACCCAUUAGCGCCAGGAAUGGCAUUGGAGGGGUGGAAAUAGAGACAAGUGCAACUCAGACAGGGAACCCUGAGGACACGGACAAACUGCUUAAAAGGAUAGAAGUCUUGGGAUUUGGAACAGUCAAUUGUGGAGAGUGUGGACUAGGCUUCAGCAAGAUGACAAACUUGCUUAGUCACCAAAGGAUACACUCUGGGGAGAAGCCUUACGUGUGUGGGGUAUGCGAGAAGGGAUUUAGUCUAAAGAAAAGCCUUGCCAGGCACCAGAAGGCACACUCGGGGGAGAAGCCUAUUGUUUGCAGCGAGUGUGGACGAGGAUUUAACCGGAAGUCAACCCUCAUUAUACACGAAAGGACACACUCAGGUGAAAAGCCCUAUAUGUGUAAUGAGUGUGGACGAGGUUUUAGUCAGAAGUCAAACCUCAUCAUACACCAGAGGACACACUCAGGAGAGAAGCCCUAUGUGUGCCGGGAGUGUGGGAAAGGCUUUAGCCAGAAGUCAGCUGUCGUUAGACACCAGAGGACGCACUUGGAGGAGAAGACCAUCGUGUGCAAUGAUUGUGGACUAGGUUUCAGUGACCGGUCAAACCUCAUCUCACACCAGAGGACACACUCUGGAGAGAAGCCUUAUGCCUGCAAGGAGUGUGGACGAUGCUUUAGGCAGAGGACAACACUUGUCAAUCACCAGAGAACACACUCAAAGGAGAAACCUUACGUGUGUGGAGUAUGUGGGCACAGCUUUAGCCAGAAUUCAACCCUCAUCUCACACAGGCGAACACACACUGGGGAGAAGCCUUAUGUGUGUGGGGUGUGUGGGCGAGGCUUCAGCCUGAAGUCACACCUCAACAGACACCAGAACAUACACUCAGGGGAUAAGCCUAUUGUGUGCAAGGACUGUGGGAGAGGCUUCAGCCAGCAAUCAAAUCUUAUUAGACACCAGAGGACACACUCAGGGGAAAAGCCCAUGGUAUGUGAGGAGUGCGGGCGAGGUUUCAGCCAAAAGUCAAACCUCAUUGCACACCAGAGGACACACUCAGGGGAAAAGCCGUAUGUGUGCCGGGAAUGUGGGCGAGGCUUCAGUCACCAGGCAGGGCUCAUCAGGCACAAGAGGAAACACUUGAAGGAGAAGCCUUACAUGUGCAAACAGUGUGGACUAGGCUUUAGCAAUAAAUCAGCUUUAAUCACGCAUAAACGGGUACACUCAGAAGUGAAGCCUUGUGUAUGCAGAGAGUGUGGCCAAGGCUUUAUCCAAAAGUCACACCUUGUCUUACAUCAGAUGACACACCAAGGGGAGAAAACUUAUGUGUGCAAGACAUGUGGGCAAGGCUUCAGCCAGAAGUCUCACCUCAUCAGACACAGGAAGAUGAAAUCUGUUCAUCACAGAUCACCACUGCAACUAGACUCUGAGGCCUAUUCAGAGCAGUCUUCUGACCCGUUACACUCUCUUUGAAAGUGAAGCUGGUCAAAAGGACUAAAUUAUCAGAAUUUUUACAUUUUCAUAAAAUGGAGUAAAAAGAAAAAGCAUUCCAUAAGGGGUCAAAGAACAUUUGACUUGGUUUACUUUCUCCAGACUAAGUCUUCUCCAUCUUUUGUGGCCUUUUGUUCUAAUAAACUUUGCUUCUUUAUAAAUCUGUAAA
Molecule: messenger RNA, 2328 nt
Organism: Condylura cristata (star-nosed mole)
Lineage: Eukaryota; Metazoa; Chordata; Mammalia; Eulipotyphla; Talpidae
Gene: ZNF133
Product: zinc finger protein 133
Exons: 4
Coding region: 162-2141 (659 amino acids)
Biological process (GO): regulation of transcription by RNA polymerase II
Molecular function (GO): RNA polymerase II cis-regulatory region sequence-specific DNA binding; DNA-binding transcription factor activity, RNA polymerase II-specific
Source: RefSeq, a predicted model, not a curated record